CCCUAAUCCGCAUUGGAACCACGAAACCCCUCCUCGGUCAAUCAGUUGCCUCUGCCCCGUUCCCACUGCCAGCCAGCCAGCCAGCCAGUCCGACCUGUCAUCUUCAGAAACCCAUUUGUAUUUGUGCCUGUUGUUGUCGGCCCUCCAUUCCUACCUGUUUAUCUUAGGUUCCAUGGUUAUAGAGACCGAUUUUUUGUUGGCACCCUGUCAAUAAAUGCGGCCUUAGCCAGCUUGACUGCACAACUUUCUAUAGGCCACGCAGGACGACGCAUACUAUUUUUUUUUUUUUUUUUUUUUUGGUCCACGAUCCGAUUCUGGGCCGGUCUCUCUUCCCUUUACCACCACGCCCCUUCAGCUUGCCAAACGUCGCAACAAGAGAAACCCACACGUUACGCGGAUUUCAGUUGUCGCGCGACAUAGCCCUUUGGCAACACCCGCCUCGACAGUAUUUCCCUUGUGUUGGCUCGCAAUAAAUCAUAGCACCCUCAACCCGCAUAUUGUCCCACAAACCGCCGCCCGCGUAUUCGCCCCGCCCAAACCGCUCGCAAGCCCGCCAUGGAGAAUGACGGCGGCGCCAAUGCGCCCAUCUCCAACGAGGAGCGCCGCAACAUCCAGGUUGACAAUGCUAUCCGUGCCAUUCGCGAGAAGAAGCCUCUUCCCGAGAUCGACUUUUCGAUCCACACCAUGGAAGAUGGCACCCAGGUGAACACGGCCGAGCGAGUCUGCAAAGAUGUUCAAGCCCCGGCUAUGUUCAAGCCCACCGAUGAGCAGUUCUUCGAAGACGAAAGCCACGAGAAGCCCGACAUUGCCUUCCUCAAGCAGCACUUCUACCGCGAGGGUCGCCUGACCCACGAACAAGCCCUUUGGAUCCUGAAGAAGGGUACCGAGAUCCUACGCAGCGAGCCCAACCUGCUGGAGAUGGAUGCCCCCAUCACGGUCUGCGGCGACGUCCACGGCCAGUACUAUGACUUGAUGAAGCUCUUUGAGGUCGGUGGCGACCCGGCCGAGACGCGCUAUCUGUUCCUGGGAGACUACGUCGACCGUGGCUACUUUAGCAUCGAGUGCGUUCUAUACCUCUGGUGUUUGAAGAUACACUACCCCAAGACUUUGUGGUUGUUGCGCGGUAACCACGAGUGCCGUCACUUGACGGAUUACUUCACCUUCAAGCUCGAGUGCAAGCACAAGUACUCGGAGGCGGUUUACGAUGCCUGCAUGGAAUCAUUCUGCAGUCUUCCUCUGGCUGCUGUCAUGAACAAGCAGUUUCUUUGUAUUCACGGUGGCCUGAGCCCAGAGCUGCACACUUUGGACGACAUCAGAAAUAUUGACCGAUUCAGGGAACCGCCCACACAAGGCCUGAUGUGCGAUAUCCUUUGGGCAGACCCCCUGGAGGAUUUUGGACAAGAAAAGACGAGUGAUUUCUUCCUUCACAAUCACGUCAGAGGAUGCUCAUAUUUCUUUUCAUACCCGGCCGCAUGCGCAUUUCUCGAAAAGAACAACCUGCUGUCCGUUAUUCGAGCGCACGAGGCGCAAGAUGCCGGGUAUCGCAUGUACCGAAAGACUCGCACCACCGGUUUCCCGAGUGUUAUGACCAUCUUCUCGGCACCAAACUACCUCGACGUUUACAACAACAAGGCUGCGGUUCUCAAGUAUGAGAACAACGUCAUGAACAUCAGGCAGUUCAACUGCACGCCGCACCCGUACUGGCUCCCCAACUUCAUGGACGUCUUCACUUGGUCGCUGCCUUUCGUGGGAGAAAAGAUCACCGACAUGCUGCUGGCCAUCCUUGGGACGUGCUCUGAGGAGGAGUUGCGCGAGGGUGACUCGUCAUCCACGUCGCCGGGUCCCCAGUCGCCACCUCAGACACCAGCCCUGCCCGAGGCCGCCGGCGAUGGCGAAGGAUCGUCCACAUCGGCGAACGCCGCUGCAAUGGAUCCCGAAUCGAUCGAGUUCAAGCGGAGAGCUAUCAAGAACAAGAUUUUGGCCAUCGGCAGGCUUUCGCGUGUGUUCCAGGUUCUCCGAGAAGAGUCGGAGAGGGUCACGGAGCUCAAGACGGUGUCGGGUGGUCGUUUGCCUGCUGGUACGCUCAUGUUGGGCGCCGAGGGUAUCAAGAACGCCAUCAGCAGCUUCGAGGAUGCUCGUAAGGUCGAUCUUCAGAACGAGAGGCUCCCGCCCAGCCACGAGGAGGUUGUCCGACAGAACGAGGAGGAGCGUGCGCAAGCGCUCGAGCGGGCGACCAAGGAGGCUGACAACGAUAAGAAGCUGCAGACUCUGUCGCGCAGGUUGAGCACAUCGUCUAGCAGUGACCGCAAGAAAUAGACAGCUAGAGGCUCUACCUCUUUUCUUUUUCCUUGUAAUGUAUACCAAAGGUCACCUUUCGCCGUGGCGGUAGGAUAAUCCCAUCGGCGAGCAGCAUGGGAGUAUCCGACAAGCACAGACGGUAUAUCAUCUCCGCGGGUUCUGGUCGAUGCCUCACUUCUCAUUGCGAGUAAAGGCACAGGACAAGGAUGUAUAUGGGGACGUCUUUUCAUUUUUCUUCUUCGGAAUAGUGUCUCGUGGAAAGACAUAUAAAUAAGCGGAAGGAGAAACAAGACCCGCGGGGCGGCCGAGGAGCCCCUAUCAUCACGCAGUGUAAACCGUGCUUUUAACACGGCACGGCAAUCAAUGGUUCGGGGGACUCUCAUAGGUGACGGUUGAUGUGUGAACGGGUACUGAAGCUGGCGACUGGCACAUAGCUCGCAAAUGAGUAACGAUGGAAUCUUUUCCCUUUUCAUUAUUCGUCUUGGAGGCUUGACCUUCCUCACAUACUUGUGCCCUUGAUGGCGAUGAC
Pyricularia oryzae 70-15 is the source of this 2827-nucleotide messenger RNA. RefSeq names its product serine/threonine-protein phosphatase 2B catalytic subunit. Gene Ontology annotation, cellular component: cytoplasm; calcineurin complex. The transcript has 4 exons. Gene Ontology annotation, molecular function: calmodulin-dependent protein phosphatase activity; calmodulin binding. Gene Ontology annotation, biological process: calcineurin-mediated signaling; fungal-type cell wall organization. Bases 556 to 2316 code for a protein of 586 amino acids. The record is from RefSeq and is a predicted model, not a curated record. NCBI's taxonomy places the organism in Eukaryota, Fungi, Ascomycota, Sordariomycetes, Magnaporthales, Pyriculariaceae.